CAAACGUACACAUCCAGUUUCCGAUUCAUUAACAGACUAUAUAUAUAUAUAUAUUAUAAAGAGAAUAAGUUUUACACAUAGAAUAUGACAUGCCCUUUGUGGGCCGGGUAAUAUGGUAAUGCCCCGACAGAUUUUCAUACCCUGUCCGCCCCUGGAAUUGUUGUGUGUGUGUGUGUGUGCUUUGGAGUGGCAGACUCGCAAUUCUUCUCCCUUUCCCGCCUACUUCUGAAGUCAUAAAUAUUACUGAAGACUUUUAACUUCCUUUGUAUGUCUAAAUAACUCCAAAGUUGUAUACCGUCAAUAUGUCAUAAGAAUAUACAUUUCUUUCCAACCACAAGCAUGAUUAAGUGUUCCAUUCUCACUUGUUAGCCAAACAGUGCCCAAUAAUGUUAUAAUUCUUUAUUUUUUAUUGUACUUUUGCAUAUAUGUGUGUGACACACACUAGAUCUAAGUGUGAGACAGUCCUAGUUAUUUACAUAUUAAUUUGCAUACGGUCUUAGUGCUAGCCACGCCCAUGCCUAGGGCCGUUACCUAUGUAGUUCUGUGAGUGAAUGUAUAGUGUUUAGCCAAAAAAGAAAAAAAAAAGGAAAACUAUUGACUAUUCAUUUCUACGCCUUUCCACGCCUCCGAUCACCUUUGCCAAUGUUCUAUUUUUUUUUUCGCCUUGUGCUUUCAAUGACCAGUCUGACAGAGAUUUAUGACAGCUCUCAGCUAGUUAGACUCAAGUCGCGGCAUUAAAUAUGGAAUCAAGAAGCAUGUGAAUACCUGCAGUCAAGUGAGCGCAGAGAAAUGAAUGCCAGUGGAGAGGUCAUCGUGAUCCAGAAUAGGACCUGUUCGUUUCUUCAAGAGAGUGGAUCAGCUUAGAGCGAAGUGAACUAGCAAUUGUGAAUUGUGAAUGUCAUUAUAGUCUAGAUAGAGAUCUGAAUCUAAACUAGAUUAGAGAUUAAUGAAUCUAAACUAGAUUAGAGAUUAAUGAAUCUAAUUGGAUGGAGUUCAAACACACACACACACAAGUUUUAGCGACUAAAUUGACAUGAUUUUAUGUCAGUACAUGCAACAAAGAAAUGUUGAAAUAUGGUGUAUUUUUUAAAUGAAUCUGUGGAUUAAAAAAAAACAUUCCAGAGAAAGACGGAAACCAUGGCACAUUGCAUGACAUCCAAGUCGGUUCAUACACGCCCAAAGAAUUAUCUUAUCCUUUUGAGUCUGAUCACUUUUAUCGUGAUAAUCUCCCUUUCUUACAUCCAGAGUGGAGGUUAUUACAUUGAUCAGAUAUUUUUAGCCAUCGAGUCAGAAGAUGAUUACCUUCAGCUCAAUAUGUCCGAAUCGUCUGACUAUGAUUAUUACAAAACUUUAAAUAAUACAAUAAGCUAUAGAUCGGACUAUGGCGACGCAUAUGACAAUACCACAUGCGAUUUCCCUCAAUUCGAUCCAUUUGAUCCCGAUGUGGUCAAGUUUGCCAAACUGGACAUGCCAAAACUAUCGUGUGACGGCGGGCUACCCGAUUUGACAUACCUGAAAGGUAACCUUCUCAUUGUCAACAAAACAAAAGUUCAGGAAAUGUUCCCUGCCUACAACGUAAUCUGUAAGUAUCGGGAAGUUCUCCGCAAGUCAAACAGCGAUACACUAUUUGAAUACAGUGCUGUAAGACAACAAUUCAGUGAUAGCAUAAAGCUUCCUAUAGAUGCUGAGUUCUUGAUGGUGACGUGCGAUAGAACAGGGACCAACAGGUCAACAGAGACUGAAAUGCUGUCCAAAACCUACUACCAGCUAAUCCCUAAGCUGGAUAACCUCCUUCAGAUGGAGGACCUACGAUUGCGGAAAAGGUUGGCCGAGUCAUCCCCCAAGGAAACCCUCAACGUCAUCAUGCUAGGGUUUGACGGCGUAUCACGAUAUCAGUUCAUCAGAGCAAUGAACAAGACGUACAAUCUUCUCGUGAAAGACUUUCAGUCCUUUGAUAUGACAAUGCACAGCCAGGUUGGGAGAAACACAUUUCCCAAUUUUUUAGGCUUAUUCACGGGCAACUCUGAAAAAGAGACGAGUACAUGGUGGAAAAACAAAGAUCGCGCUGAUGAGUUUAAUCUCCUUUGGAAAGAUUAUGAAAAAGCUGGUUAUCGGACUCUGUUCUCUGAAGACUAUCCGCUAAUUGGUGCCUUUAUCAUUCAGUCAAGCGGAUUUUACAACGUACCGACUGCUUAUUACAACAAAGCCCUGACUGUAGCCAUGGAUGCGGAUAAGGAUGUAUGGAAACACGGAAGACAUUGUAUUGGGAACAAACCGGAAGUUCUGUUCCACUAUAAUUAUUUAAAGCUCUUCUUAGACUCGUUUCCUAAUCGGCCACUUUUUUCUCUUCUCUAUUCCACUCGAAUAUCUCAUGACGAAAUUACAAUGCUUCGAAGCGCUGACGACCACGUUUACACAUUUUUAACAGAACUCAAAAGAAUCGGACAUCUCCAAAAUACUUUGCUCAUUACAUUUUCGGACCAUGGCAUUCGCUUCGGACCGCUCCGAUACACAAAACUUGGUGACGUAGAAAAUCGAACGCCUUUUGCUAUCUUUACAUUUCCGCCUUGGUUUUUGAAAAAAUACCCAGAUGUGGCCAGAAAUCUCAAAACCAAUAGAAAUCGUUUGACUACUCAUUACGACACGCAUGCAACUCUUCAAGACCUACUAUACUUCAAAGGAAGAAGAGAUAAACCUUUAUCUAAAUCUAAACAUGGAAUUAGUUUGUUUGAAGAGAUUCCAAGAAACAGGACAUGCACAGAGGCUGCUAUUGAUCAAGAAUUUUGUCUUUGUGGCUACCAGAAUUUCGAAAAAGUAAAUGCCAAUUCAGAACUGUCCUUUUAUCUUGCCAAAGUGGUUGCUAUUUUUCUAAACUCCAAAAUUGACAAAAGAUUAUGCCAUGCACUAAAAAUUAGCAACAUUCUAUCGAUCCAAAGACUUCGGGUAGUUAACAGUAGCACAAAAAUCGCGAGCUCAGUGUUUAGAAUGAAAGUGAAGACAGUUCCAGGCGAGGGAGUCUUUGAGGUCGUGGUAGAUUCGGUGGAAAAAAAACCCGGAAAGACCUGGGACCAGCUGACCAAAGACAACCUUAAAGACGUCAAAGUUUUGGAAGGUGUGGACAGACUCAACAUGUAUCAUGGUCAGUCUGAGUGUGUUGAUGACGCGAAGAUGAAACUAUUUUGUUAUUGUAAGAAUUGAUUAAAACCAUAAAUUCACAUCUAUUAUAGAUGAGAAUGGGUACCUGACGUUAUCUGGGGAAAGGUAAAAGCAGUUGGUCGUUGUGCUGGCCACAUGACAACCUCGUUAACCGUGGGUCACAGAAACAGAUGAACUUUUCAUCAACAACUAUAUAUUUUUAUAGCUAUAAUAUCAAAGUAUAAAAAUUUCUAACAAUGAAACAUUAUUCUAAUUGAAUCAGUAAUAAAAGUCUUUCAUGUUUAGGCUAAGACAUCUUGUCAGAUAGAUUUUUAUUUUUCUAAGAAUGCUUAGGAUAACCCAACUAUAGCAAGCAGAACUUUUGAAACAAAGAUCGGCAAUUCAUCUUUUCACUCGUAUGGGUAGGUUUUAAUCAUAGUCAGAGAGAAAGGCAUGAGACCUUUCUCGAUACCUACAGUUAAGAAACUUCUAUAUUGUGAGAGCUUUAACCCCUCUAGAGCGGCGGCUGAUUACUUUCAGCAUUGGCUCUAAAUACUGGGAGACGCAGUCAGUAGACCUGACGAGCGUACAAGACCCAUGUCAGCCAUAGGCCAGCGCUUUCCCCCAACACACAACAGUAGAGCUCUGAAAUUGUCAAGAGUUCAGAGGCAGGCCAAGAAAAGACACAGGAUCCUGCAAAAUUAGCCCUUUUCGGAAGAAGAGAUUUGAUGUUGCUUGAGUUACAUGAGGACAGCUCGUGGAUGUCGACCCCAAAGAGAUUUGAAGUUGCUACAGUAUCUUGAGGAAAGCAAAGGGCGGUUGACCCUAAGAGAUAAGAAGUUGCUACAUUUAUCAGAGGACAGCAGGUGGAGGUCUGUGGACACUGUCCAUGGAGGACAGAGGUGGAGGUCUGUGGACACUGUCCAUGGAGGACAGAGGUGGAGGUCUGUGGACACUGUCCAUGGAGGACAGCAGGUGGAGGUCUGUGGACACUGUCCAUGGAGGACAGCAGGUGGAGGUCUGUGGAAACUGGCCAAGUAGGACAGCAGGUGGAGGUCUGUGGACACUCUCCAUGGACGACAGCAGGUGGAGGUCUGUGGACACUGUCCAUGGAGGACAGCAGGUGGAGGUCUGUGGACACUGCCCAAGGAGGACAGCAAGUGGAGGUCUGUGAACACUGUCCAUGGACGACAGCAGGUGGAGGUCUGUGGACACUGUCCAUGGAGGACAGCAGGUGGAGGUCUGUGGACACUGCCCAAGGAGGACAGCAGGUGGAGGUCUGUGAACACUGUCCAUGGAGGACAGCAGGUGGAGGUCUGUGGACACUGUCCAAGGAGGACAAACUCUCACGUUUUUAUGCUUUUCAAAACUCGAUUUUUCCCCCUGGAUAUAUCUCCACUUGAUCUUGAAUUGAUAGAUAGCAUAGAUUAAAAAAAAAUCUUUUUAAAAAGAGAAAAUGUGAGCCCCUGAAGUCCUCAAUCAACAAAUUUUAAUGAUGAUGUUGCUAAUGAAACGGCAUCGUUCUCAUUUUCAAGCAUUAAUACUGCUGUAACUCUAGUGGCAAAGAAUAGUGCGACCUAAUGACACACGUGACUCAGGCAAAUCACACAGGUCAACGGAUGUCAAUGGACAAUGGACAGUACUGUUAGUACAAUUAUGCCCCGUGUUAGGGUCAUGCGAUCGAAAGCCUUCCUUGACCAGAGACAGUGUUUAAGAAAGAAGAGUUCAGUCCACGACAGAAAGUCAGUAAGGACGGUUCAGUACAAAGUGAGUCCUCGAGAAUGUAGCUGUACGAGUACAGAAGUAGACCAAGAGACUAAUAGCGUUUAGUUGGCAGUUCUGUUAUGUACAACAAAACAUUUGUAGCAGCUGUAGCCAAUUGUGUAGAUUUGGCUGUUGAUGUAGUUAGUUAUUCAACUACUACACUAUUUUUGGAACUCUUGUUGUCAAGGUUCUUGAGUUAGAUGUGUUGUUAAGCAGUGUUUGUCGAAGGCCUAAUAGAGAAAAUCGUAAAAAUAUAAUAAACCAAAUUCAGCAUUUUAAAAUUAUUGUUAUUAAUUGUUCUUAAUUGUAUGUAUGUUCAAUAUUUUUGUAUUGAUAUAAAUCAUAACAAGCAAUAGGUUUGUAUAAGCUUAAAAGUAUGUCAUUAUUUGGUCAAAAUGUAAAGGAACCGUAAAACUGGACAUAAACUUUUAUAAGAUUUUUGAUUAACUUUUUUGUUUGUUUGUAUUAUUGUUGUUAAUAAAUACACAAAUAAUAGCCUUCAAGAAUAUUCCAACGUAAUGCAGAGACUGGGCCCCAGGCCACUCCUUACAGAUAACCUGGCUAUAGACAGUGGACAAAGAUUAAGACUGACAUAACAAGGUGCAGAAGCUAAUCUUGCACCAAAUGAACAUCUCUUGUUGUCUGCUCUUGCCUUUAACAGCCUUCACCAAACGUUGCGACAUUAAAGUGUCUAAAAUAAUGGAUUGACAAAAGCAAAGAAAACGUUUACCUGUUUUUUUUUUUUUGUAAGAGUACCGUCCACUAGUGUAUACAAUAAGAGCUGUUUAAGUAUUAGAUAGACUCAACAUUUUCAGGCAUCACAAACUUUGUAGGUUAAUAUUUCUACCUGCCCAACAUUCGAUUUUGUCCCCAAGUUAUCCCGACUUCUGUUUAGCUUAGAUAUUGAAACACAAUUAUCUCAGUAUACAAUAUCAAAUAUUCAUACAAUGUAUUUUUACAAAGCUUAUAUGAACUCUGUCUGUCUGUCUGUCAGGCAAAAAUUUUGUACACGUUAUUUCACCGACACCAAAUCUCUCGGAUCAAGCUGAAAUUUUAACCAAUUAUUUCUUUUACCUCACAACAAAAGAAUCAAUAUAAAUAAAAAUUAAAAAAAUAGUUAAUUAACAAUUAAUUAAUAAAUUACUUUUUUAUAUCUAAAACAAGGGAAAGAAAUAGUACUUUCCAUUCGGCUGAGGUCUUAGGCUUUGUAAUCACAAACAUGAAAUAGAAACAAUAGAUAACUAGACAAUCUUCCAUGUUCAUGGGACUCUUUGCUAGCAGAGUGGUUACCGCGUUGGCUUGAGAAACCUGAGAAGGCUUUAGCCCACAAGUUGAAGUUCUGGUCAUUUCUCCCUUUUGUUUGUGUACAUUUUAAAAAAUAAAUUUAACAAAUUUAAUUACAUGACUGAUAUAAACGAAUUGAUACACAUUAAUAUAAGCAUUAUUAUUUUUUAAAACGUAUUUGUUUGUACUAUGCUUGUUAAAUAUGGACUCAAUUUGGUUAAUAGAUAGAUAGAUAGAUAGAUAGAUAGAUAGAUAGAUAGAUAGAUAGAUAGAUAGAUAGAUAGAUAGAUAGAUAGAUAAAUAGACAGACAGACAAACAGGUAGAUAGAUAGAUAGAUAGAUAAAUAGACAGACAGACAAACAGGUAGAUAGAUAGAUAGAUAGAUAGAUAGAUAGAUAGAUAGAUAGAUAGAUAGAUAGAUAGAUAGAUAGAUAGAUAGAUAGAUAGAUAAACUAGUUGGGGAAAACAAGAGACUCUCAUGGACAAAAUAUGACUGCCUUAAAAAUAAAACGAAACAAAGUGUAUAAGGUCAAAACGAAACAAAGUGUAUAAGGUCAAAACGAAACAAAGUGUAUAAGGUCAAAACGAAACAAAGUGUAUAAGGUCAAAACGAAACAAAGUGUAUAAGGUCUCAAGUAAAUUCUUCAUAUCCACUACAUUUCAAAUUCGUUACUCUGUAUCCUGUACAGUUUACAUUGGUUGAUCAAAUGUCUUCAUUUGCAAUCCAAA
This is a messenger RNA of Biomphalaria glabrata, 6913 nucleotides long. RefSeq lists its product as uncharacterized. NCBI's taxonomy places the organism in Eukaryota, Metazoa, Mollusca, Gastropoda, Planorbidae. The coding region runs from base 1138 to 3198 and encodes 686 amino acids. The record is from RefSeq and is a predicted model, not a curated record. The transcript is spliced from 2 exons.